UACCCUAUUUGGCUAUUUUCCUCCCAAAUUUACAUUUUGCAGCACUUCCUGUAACUCCAGAUCCUUCUUCACUUCCUCAGAUUCCCGGAAAAUUAUUACGUCCAGAGCCACAACGGCUUCUCUCUCCUUCUAGAUGCAGAAGAAUGAGCGAGGGAGCUCUUCUUCUGCCUUCUCCUAUCUGUUCGCCUCGACCAAUCUCAUUCGUUUCAAGGAAGCGGAGGACAUGCUUGGGAGCAAGGGCGACGGCCGAUCGGAAGAGAGCGAAUCUCGUGGCCCAGAGGAAGGAGAGAGUGAAGCUUCCGAAGUACAUGGACGGCUAUGGUAGGUCGCUCUCUAUUAGUGAAUUCCUCAAUCACCAAUCGGGAGUGGAGGCCUUGCUCAACAUCAGGGCAUUGCAGGGUUUCGAAUCGAUCGGCUUCAAUACCUAUAGGUGUACUAUGCAUAAGAUUCAGUUUAUGAUGUUUGAGGUUGCACCAGUGCUGGUCUUGAGAGUGAUUCCUACGAGUGAGGACUGCACCGUUGAGUUGUUGUCCUGCAAGUUCGAGGGUCCAGAAUAUAUAGAGAAACAAAAUAAUCUUUUCUCAGCUUCUAUGAGAAACCAUAUAACAUGGGAGAUGGACGGUUCUAAGCCGUGUUUGGAUGUUAAUGUGAAUCUGAGCGUAUCACUUGAGGUGUAUACAAUGCCAUUCAACUUGCUUCCAAUAUCAGCAGUGGAGAAACCUGGAACCUUGGUUAUGCAAGGUCUUAUUGACAGGCUAGUCCCCCUGCUUGCAGAGCAGUUGCUUAAUGAUUAUGCAUCUUGGGUUGAUAAGCAGCUUCAACACUUUUCUUAGGUGGGACUAAACGCAAGCAAACCUUUUUUUUUUUACUAUUAUUCUUUUUUUUCUGAAAUUGGGAGGCUAUCUUUGAUGUUUCCUGUAAUAAACAUUAUCCAAUAUUGUUAUAAAACUCAUAAAUGAUAUGUUGCUCUUAUUUUGAGAUUUUUUUUGUU
This is a messenger RNA of Dendrobium catenatum, 991 nucleotides long. RefSeq lists its product as uncharacterized. NCBI's taxonomy places the organism in Eukaryota, Viridiplantae, Streptophyta, Magnoliopsida, Asparagales, Orchidaceae. The transcript is spliced from 6 exons. The record is from RefSeq and is a predicted model, not a curated record. The coding region runs from base 144 to 833 and encodes 229 amino acids.